Molecule: messenger RNA, 1803 nt
Organism: Ochotona curzoniae (black-lipped pika)
Lineage: Eukaryota; Metazoa; Chordata; Mammalia; Lagomorpha; Ochotonidae
Product: signal transducing adapter molecule 2
Exons: 14
Coding region: 101-1669 (522 amino acids)
Biological process (GO): signal transduction
Cellular component (GO): endocytic vesicle
Molecular function (GO): ubiquitin binding; phosphatidylinositol binding
Source: RefSeq, a predicted model, not a curated record
AGCCGAGUCGUCUAGGAAGCCGCGGUCGCGGGUCAGCCGGCGGGGAGGAGCUGUGCGGACUCAGCGCGAGCGCAGCGACCUGGGCUCGGACGCCGGCGAGAUGCCCCUGUUCGCCGCCAACCCCUUCGAGCAGGACGUGGAAAAAGCUACAAAUGAAUACAACACCACAGAAGACUGGAGUCUUAUUAUGGAUAUAUGUGACAAAGUGGGAAGCACUCCUAAUGGAGCAAAAGAUUGCCUAAAAGCCAUAAUGAAGAGAGUAAAUCAUAAGGUUCCCCAUGUUGCUUUGCAGGCACUAACUCUUCUUGGGGCUUGUGUGGCAAAUUGUGGAAAGAUAUUUCACUUGGAAGUAUGCUCCCGUGAUUUUGCGACAGAAAUUCGUGCUGUGAUAAAUAAGGCUCACCCAAAAGUAUGUGAAAAACUGAAAGCUUUGAUGGUUGAGUGGUCAGAAGAAUUCCAGAAGGACCCUCAGUUUAGUCUUAUAUCUGCAACUAUUAAAUCUAUGAAAGAAGAGGGAAUUACUUUUCCUUCAGCAGGGUCACAGAUUGCCUCAGCUGCUGCCAAGAAUGGUACGUCAUCAAACAAAACCAAAGAAGAUGAAGACAUGGCUAAAGCUAUUGAACUAUCACUGCAGGAGCAGAAGCAGCAACAUACAGAAACAAAAUCCUUAUAUCCAGUUGCAGAAAUCCAGUUAAAUAAUAACGUUGCAAGGAAAGUGAGAGCUUUGUAUGAUUUUGAAGCUGUUGAGGACAAUGAACUCACCUUUAAACAUGGUGAAAUCAUCAUUGUUUUGGAUGACAGUGAUGCCAAUUGGUGGAAAGGAGAAAACCACAGAGGAGUAGGACUCUUCCCAUCUAAUUUUGUGACAGCUGAUUUAAACAUGGAAUCUGAGGCAGCAGCUGUGGAGAAAUUGAAUGUCAUUGAUGAUGUGGAAGAAAUUAAGAAAUCAGAGCCAGAGCCUGUUUAUAUAGAUGAGGAUAAGAUGGAUAGAGUACUGCAGGUACUCCAGAGUAUAGAUCCAGCAGAUUCAAGACCAGAUUCCCAAGAUCUCCUGGACUUAGAAGAUACCUGCCAGCAAAUGGGUCCAAUGAUAGAUGAAAAACUUGAAGAAAUCGAUAGGAAGCACUCAGAAUUGUCUGAAUUAAAUGUGAAAGUUUUGGAAGCUCUGGAGCUAUAUAACAAAUUGAUGAAUGAAGCACCAGUGUAUUCAGUGUAUCCAAAGCUCCAUCCUCCAGCACAUUACCCACCUACGUCAGCUGCAGUUCCAGGGCAGACAUACCCAGUUCAGUCACAUGGCGGAAACUACAUGGAUCAAAGCCUUCACCAGUUGUCUGCUGCUCAAAGCUACAGCCUGGGACCAGAUCAGAUGGGUGCAUUGCAAUCUCUGCCUCCAAGUGUAAAUUCCUCUGUAACUACACAGACUGCUCAAACUCCAUAUUUAAGCACUGGACAAGACACUGCUUCUAAUCCUGCUUAUGUGAAUCACAACUCUAGCCUUCAGUCAGCCGGCACAGCUGCUUACACACAGCACAUGGGGAUAUCUAUGGAGAUGUCAUCUUACCAGAACACUACCUCCAGCUUGCCGCAGCUGGCAGGUUUUCCCGUGGCAGUUCCAGCUCAUUCUGUUGCACAACAGCAAACAAAUUAUCACCAGCAGCCUCUCCUUUAGAAACAAACCAAGCAUUUUGCACAAAUCUUCAUAAAUGUAUUACUCAGCCUUUGUAAUUCUGAUUUGAAAACACUGAAAGAAAACGUCCUCUCAACUGAGAAAGGCCAAGAAUAAAUAAAACACAAGGCUUAUCU